Molecule: messenger RNA, 717 nt
Organism: Labrus bergylta (ballan wrasse)
Lineage: Eukaryota; Metazoa; Chordata; Actinopteri; Labriformes; Labridae
Source: RefSeq, a predicted model, not a curated record
AUGGGAGCAGCUGUGUGUCGGGAGGAGGUGAAGGAGGAGAAGAGGAGGAGCGUAGGGCGGGAGGAGAAUCUGACGUCAGCGGACAGAAUUCGUCGAUUCAUCGUCAAACAGUUUGGAUACAACGUCCUGAGUCUGGCUCGCCGCGGAAUGAAGGAAGCUCCUGAUGAAUUGUGGGAGCUGCUGGAGUUGGAGAAGUUGAAUCUGUCUCUGAACAGUCUGAAGGUUCUCCCUCCUCAGCUUGCCUUGCUAUCCAACCUGGUUGUCCUCAACCUUUGGGGUAACCAGCUCAGCAGCCUGCCUGCAGAGAUUGGUCAGCUGAGGAAACUGAGGGUUUUGUUCGCUUACAGAAACAGACUGAGUGAAGUUCCUGAGGAGCUGGGAGCCUGUACACAGCUGGAGGUUUUGAGUCUGGCCAAUAACCAGCUGUCCUCGCUGCCCGCCUCCCUCUCCAACCUGACCCGACUACGGAAACUCAACCUCAGUCACAACCACGUCGCUCACAUCCCGGGCUGUGUCUACAACAUGAAGGCUCUGGUGUUCCUUCACCUGGCCUGUAACCGUCUGGAGAAUCUGGCAGAGAACAUCCAGGCUCUGGUGGAGCUUAAGAUCCUGAUCGUGGAGGGAAAUAGCCUCCACACUCUGCCAAAGGCCCUCUGCUGCCUCACCAGGUUGGAGUUACUGAAUCUGGACUUUAACGACAUUAAAGACGUCCCUCAG